AUGGCCGUGUUUGGAACUGAUGAGUAUGAUUUCAAAAUGUUUGGCACUACGGUAACUGUACCAAAUGCUGAUAUUGCCAAAAUAAUGUAUUACUUGGAUUGUGUAUGUACUGUUAUCGAUUACAAUGAUAAUGACAUUAGUCGCUAUCGAAACUAUUCAAAUUGGGCCAAUAUGUCGGAAUAUGAAGAUCGUCUCAUAUUUUUACUGGCUUUAACACUUUCGCCGACUGAACUAGAAAAUAAAGUCUUUUUUGAAGCUCCAGAAUUAUGCCCUACAACGAACAAUCAAUUUUAUGAAAUUGGUCAGAUUCGGAAUCGGUUAGUGGUUGUUCAAUCAAUUUUCAUUGGUGGUCGAUCGCGUCAAGUGAAAAAGAUUAUGGCAUAUGAACCAAUUUGGAUGCAGAGAAAUUAUUAUGAACCAAUUGCAAGACUAAAAAGACGGUUUAGUCCAGACGACGAUGACGAUGAUAGCGACGACGAUAAUGAUGACAGCGAUGACGAGGAUGAUAAUAGUAAUAAUUAUUAUAGUGCAUCGUCAUCGAGCACUUGUGUUAUUUCUUGA
Molecule: messenger RNA, 561 nt
Organism: Rotaria sp. Silwood1
Lineage: Eukaryota; Metazoa; Rotifera; Eurotatoria; Philodinida; Philodinidae
Source: the annotation of a GenBank genome assembly